Lemur catta (Ring-tailed lemur) is the source of this 3095-nucleotide messenger RNA. RefSeq names its product zinc finger protein 678 (gene ZNF678). Gene Ontology annotation, molecular function: DNA-binding transcription repressor activity, RNA polymerase II-specific. Lineage: Eukaryota; Metazoa; Chordata; Mammalia; Primates; Lemuridae. The transcript is spliced from 6 exons. Gene Ontology annotation, biological process: negative regulation of transcription by RNA polymerase II. Bases 79 to 1890 code for a protein of 603 amino acids. The record is from RefSeq and is a predicted model, not a curated record.
UCUUCUCUGAGGUUCCGGGGUUUGUGGUCGUUCUCCGUCGCUCUGCGGGCUGGCGUUGGGUCCUGCGUCCCUGCAGGGAUGCUUCCAGAAUCCUCUAUGUGUUUCCUAAAGCAGUCAAACGUGGAUAAAUCUCUGGAACUGUUGACAUUCAGGGAUGUGACCAUAGAAUUCUCUCCAGAAGAGUGGGCUUGCCUGGACCCUGCUCAGCAGAAUUUGUAUAGAAAUGUGAUGUUAGAGAACUACAGAAACCUGGUCUCCCUGGGACUUGCUGUCUCUAAGCCAGACCUCAUCACCUGCCUGGAGCAAAGGAAAGAGCCCUGGAAGGUGAAAAAGCAUGAGACAGUAGCAGUACACCCAGGGAGAAUCUGGGAGUUUGGAGUUUACUUCUGUAUGCACCAUGCUGUAUUAAGAAGAAGGAAAGGCCAUGGUUUGUCUUGUUGUACCCAAGACCAUUUGCCAGAAAAAAACAAAAAUGUUUCAUUCCAAAAAAUGGUAUCGAGAACAUAUGGAAACUGUGGCCUUGAGAAUUUAAACUUAAUGAACUGGGAAAAUGUGCAUGUGUAUAAGGAGCAGAAAGGGUGUUAUAAUGGAGUUAACCAAUGUUCAACAACUACCCAUGGAAAAAUCUGCCAAUGUAAAAAAUAUUUGAAAGUCUUUAAAGCAUUGUCAAAUAUAAAUACCCAUAAGGUGAGACACACUGUAGAGAAGCCUUUUAAAUUUAAUGAAUAUGGGGAAGGCUUCAAGCAGUGCUCACACAUUAAUGAACAUAAGAGAAUUCAUAAUGGAGAGAAACCUUACAAAUCUAAAGAGUGUGGCAAAAUCUUUAAUCAGUGCUUAUACUUUACUAAAUGUAAGAGAAUUCAUACUGGAGAGAAACCCUACAAAUGUGAAGAAUGUGGCAAAGCCUUUAAGUGGUACUCCUGCCUUACUGAGCAUAAUAGAAUUCAUACUGGGGAGAAACCCUACAAAUGUCAAGAAUGUGGCAAAGCCUUUAACCGGUACUCACACCUUACUAAUCAUAACAGAAUACAUACUGGAGAGAAACCCUACAAAUGUGAAGAGUGUGGAAAAGCCUUUAGCACAUGUGCAUGCCUUUCUGUACAUAAAAGAAUUCAUACUGGAGAAAAACCCUACAAAUGUGAAGAAUGUGGCAACACCUUUAACUAUACCUCAAGCCUUCGUACACAUAAGAGAAUUCAUACUGGAGAGAAAUCUUUCCAAUGUGAAGAAUGUGGCAAAACGUUUAUCUAUAACUCAAGCCUUCAUAGACAUAAGAGAAUUCAUGCUGGAGAAAAACCCUACAAAUGUGAAGAAUGUGGCAAAGCAUUUAAGAAAUAUGCACACCUUACUGUACAUAACAAAAUUCAUACUGGAGAAAAACCUUACAAAUGUGAAGAAUGUGGCAAAGCCUUUAAAACAUAUGCUUACCUUUCUGUACAUAAAAGAAUUCAUACUGGAGAGAAACCCUACAAAUGUAAAGAAUGUGGCAAAGCUUUUAAGUGGCAUUCAGACUUUAUUGCACAUAAGAGAAUUCAUACUGGAGAGAAACCCUACAAAUGUGAAGAAUGUGGCAAAACUUUUAACUGUUCCUCAAGCCUUCGCACACAUAAUAGAAUUCAUACUGGAGAGAAACCCUACCAAUGUAAACAAUGUGGCAAAGCUUUUAACUGCCGUUCGCACCUUACUAUCCAUAAGAGAAUUCACAGUGGAGAGAAACCGCACAAAUGUGAACAAUGUGGUAAAACUUUCAACUAUAGCUCCAGCCUUCAUAGACAUAAGAGAAUUCAUACUGGAGAGAAACCCUACAAAUGUAAUAAAUGUGGCAAAGCUUUUAACUGUUCUUCACACCUUACUAAACAUAAGAGAGUUCAUAUUGAAGAGAACCCAUAAAAAUGUGAAGAAGGUGGCAAAGCUUUUAAUCAGUGCUUAUACUUUUCUAAACACAAGAUAAUACAUACUGAAAUGGAGCCUCAGCAAUGUGAGUAAUGUGGCAAAGCCUAUAACCAGUGCUGAAACCUUUAUAAACAUGAGAAUUCAUACCAGAGAGAAACCAUACCAAUGUGAAGAAUGUGGCAAAGCUUUUACGCAGUGCUCUUACCUUGCUGUACAUGAGAGAAGUCAUACCUGAGCGAAAUCCUACAAAUAUAAAGAAAAACGAAAGCCUUUAGUAACCGGUCAGAUAUUACUUGACCUCAGGAGUUAUACUGGGGAAUAGCAGUAUAAAUGUAACAACUAUCAAAAUACCUUCUAGAAAAUAAAAGUCUUAGUGUGCCACCAGGGUAUUUAUACUAAGAAAAAAACAUUACAACUAUAAUGAGAGGUCCAAUACUUCUCUCAUAGAUCUUACUGUGCAUAGGAUAAAAUAUACUGUAAUGAAACCCUUCACUAAUUGCUCAAACCUUUUUAAGUUUAGAGAAUUUAGAUUAGAGAAAAACUCUACAAAUGUAAUAAAUCAAGAAAAACAUUAGUUUAAAAAAAACAGCUUAGAGGAACACCAGCAUUUUUAGUACAAGAUAAUAUUCAGAUGCCAUUGUCUUAUGAAAUAUUUAAUAAAAAAUCAACUUUAAAUGAGCAUCAUAGGAUUCACAGUAGAAAGAACUAAGGCACUAAUACUUUCAGACAUUACUCUAAAAUGGAGUGUCAAUUAAAGAGAACAGUCCAAGGUUAAAAUGGUUAAAUAAUUUAUGUGCAUGUAUGUCUAAAAGGAACAGGAGAUUGACUUUAUGGCAAGUUAUAAUUACAUUCAAAGCAUACUUUUUGCAUUCACAGUUAUAGAUGCUUUUGAAAAUUAAGUAUUGAUGUAAUUCAGCUCUCAGAUUCCUUGAUGCUAAGCCUUCAUUCUUAGAGUUUCCAUGAAAGCAUGUGGCCAAUUGUUUCUUCAUCAAAACUAUGAAAGUUCCGUGUAAAUUAGGUGGGCAUCAUUUGUAUCGUACACUCUUCCAAUGAGUAUUAAGGACACUGAAAUGUAAGAUGCAUGAAGAAAAUCUAAGUGAAGAGGCUCUUUGUUAUUGACUUAGAAGAGUAUUGUGAGUGAUGUCAAAGGUAGGCAUGUGUGUGAACUUAAUUUGUUUUAAAUAAAACAAAAUUAUGUUUAA